Molecule: messenger RNA, 4864 nt
Organism: Blastomyces gilchristii SLH14081
Lineage: Eukaryota; Fungi; Ascomycota; Eurotiomycetes; Onygenales; Ajellomycetaceae
Product: AMP deaminase
Exons: 5
Coding region: 393-3917 (1174 amino acids)
Biological process (GO): AMP metabolic process; IMP salvage
Cellular component (GO): cytosol
Molecular function (GO): AMP deaminase activity
Source: RefSeq, a predicted model, not a curated record
CUCUUGAUUUUUGAAAGUAUCUAUUAGUUGAAAAUAUAUAUUGUGCCUCCUCCAUCAAAAGUAAGUUACUUAUAGUUAACUUCCUUUCGUUGGUUGACAGUCGCCUGCAACGCCGUCGUUGGCUGCAGUAAAUAGAGUAGUGUGGCACAGCGCAGAACUUUCACCUUUCUCAGCUUGUCUUCUGUCCCCGUAUGUGAGUCACCUUCACACCCUCUCCUUUUCUUUAGUUUCUUCAAUUGACUCGAGUUUCUGAUUGUAUAGUUACCGUCUAUUUUGCUCCUCUUUCUCUUGUCUUUGCUGUAUUAUUGUCUUGGCGUUCUGUUGCGCUGCUGUUCAUUGCUCUUCAACUUGUCUCAGCGCGCCAGACUCGGACUAUUUAAUCGCCUGGGCUUAUGUCUCAACAGAGGCCACAAGCUGUGCCGCCGGAUUAUCCAGAACCCUUAGAAGCACGCAGCUCUAUCGAACCUUCCGCCCUUCAGCCACAUGGCGUUGGAUCUAAUCCGAAAGACGACGACGACGACGACGACACCACAGGAAGCCCUGACCUUAAUGGAGAAUCCAGUUUCACGGAGAGCCAGCAAUUAGACGAAGACAUGGAUAGGACACGCGACGACAGCUCAUUGUCUGGCAAUGUGGCACAGACCAUGCUUCCCCGCGACAGACAGCGGAGGACAGCCACGUAUGACUAUGCGUACGAGAAGUCCCUGAGCCACGCGGAGGCAAAACUAUUCUACCAGCGACAUCAGCUCGAGUCCAAAUACGUGGACGGCGAAAUUCCCCAGAGCCCAGCUCUGUCUUCCCGGUCAACGACCGUGCCCGUCAUGCCAGCUGGGGAAGGUGAAGGCGAAUAUCUGAGCAGGCCAGCAAGCAUAGCAUCGCGCAUAAGUAGUCAAGGGAAUGCGCCAUUAGCACACGGUCAGCCUUCUGUCCCGGAAACACGCUCUGGCUACAGUCCGGUCUUAAGAUCCCAGCCCACCUCGCCUCUUCAGCGUAAACCCUCAGACGGUUUCACGACUCUGGAUCGACCGAGUCGAAAUAUUGCCCCACAAUCUUCGAUACCGAAUGAACCUAAACCACAUCUACCUUCUGCGGAAGGGGUAUAUGGGACUGGGGUUGGGACUGGGGCAGGAUUUGGUGCUACUCAAGGCCCUGGCGGGUUUGCGUCUAGCGACGAUGCAAUUACAGCUGAACUGCGCAUUAUUUGCCAGAAGAUCCAGGGUCUUCUGGAUAUGAGGCAGAAAUAUAUUCGACUCUCAUUGCAGACAUCGUCAGAUAACCCACGGGACCAACCGGGUUGGACUAUAUACCCUCCUCCACCUGAGCCGGCAUGGGAUGGUGAAACGUAUCCUCCUGGGACGGGAAGCAUGUCGAAUAGUAUGAUGAUAAGUGGAGCGCAACGCACUGCGACCAAUCCCAAAAGUGAAGCAGUACCUCCAUCCCCUGCCCGAAAGAAGCGAAAACUCGGCCAGGAUAUUGGCGAAGAUUUCUUCCUGGAGGAUCUGUUGCCAGUGCCGGGACCGUCGCAAAUGACCUUUGCACUUGACGAAAACAGUGUAUAUCAGGUUUACGAGAGUGAAGAAGCUUGCGAACAGAAGCAGCCUAUUUUCCAUAUUCCCUCCCUUCGAGAAUUUUACAUGGAUUUGGAUACCGUCACUGAAGUAUCCACUGACGGCCCAACUAAGAGUUUUGCUUUCAAGCGUCUAAGCUAUCUGGAGGGCAAAUUCCAACUUCAUGUGCUUCUCAACGAAUACCAGGAGAUGGCAGAUAGCAAAAAGGUACCCCAUAGGGACUUUUACAAUGUUAGGAAGGUCGAUACUCACGUCCACCACUCUGCCUGCAUGAACCAGAAACAUCUUCUGCGAUUCAUCAAGAGUAAGAUUAAGAAAUCGCCUGAUGAGGUCGUUCUGUUCAGAGACGGCAAGCACUUGACAUUGAGGGAGGUGUUCGAAAGUAUCAACCUGACGGCUUACGAUCUCAGCAUUGAUACGCUCGAUAUGCACGCACAUAAAGACUCGUUCCAUCGAUUUGACAAAUUCAAUCUAAAAUAUAACCCUGUCGGGGAAUCGCGCCUUCGAGAAAUCUUCCUCAAAACGGACAACUUCAUCAAAGGACGAUAUCUCGCGGAGAUCACUAAAGAAGUAAUCUCAGAUCUGGAAUCCAGCAAGUACCAGAUGGCGGAGUGGCGUAUAUCUAUUUACGGAAGAUCUCUAGAUGAAUGGGACAAGCUAGCCGCUUGGGUAGUUGACAAUAAGCUCUUUUCCCCGAACAUCCGCUGGCUGAUUCAAGUUCCCCGGCUAUACGAUGUCUACAAAUCUAGCGGGAUGAUGGAAAACUUCGAAGAAGUUAUCAGAAAUGUCUACCAGCCUCUGUUCGAGGUGACGAAAGAUCCGUCAAGUCAUCCCAAGCUUCAUAUCUUCCUACAACGCGUGGUUGGUUUCGACAGCGUUGACGACGAGAGCAAGCCAGAGCGUCGGUUGUUCCGCAAGUUUCCGAUUCCGAAAAAGUGGAAUACCAAGCAGAACCCACCUUACAGCUAUUGGAUCUAUUUCAUGUUUGCUAACAUGGCAUCGCUGAACAACUGGCGAAAGCAGCGGGGGUUCAACACCUUUGUGCUGCGACCUCACUGUGGUGAAGCGGGCGACCCGGACCACCUGGCCGCUGCGGUACUUUGUUGCUAUGGAAUAAGCCACGGUAUCCUGCUGCGCAAGGUACCAUUGCUCCAGUACCUCUAUUAUCUGGAUCAAAUUGGUAUUGCAAUGUCGCCAUUGAGCAACAAUGCUCUGUUCCUGACUUAUGACAAGAACCCAUGCGCUAGCUUCUUUAGGAGGGGUUUGAACAUUUCCUUAUCGACUGAUGAUCCCUUGCAGUUUGCUUUCACAAAAGAGCCGCUGAUCGAGGAAUAUGCUGUUGCCGCGCAGAUAUACAAAUUUAGCGCUGUGGACAUGUGCGAAUUGGCAAAGCAUUCCGUGGACCAAUGUGGAUUCGAACUUUCUCUCAAACAUCGAUGGUUGGGCCCGACAUGCCAUCGUCCCGGUGUGGAAGGCAAUAAUAUGGCGAAGAGUAAUGUCCCAGAUCUCCGGGAGCAAUUCAGGCAGGAGACAUUGCUCGGAGAGUUGACUCUAAUCGAAAGAUACGCAUCGGUCUUGUCUACUCCGGGAAUGCGACCAUCAUCGCAAUCACAAGCUUCCUUUACAUCUCCCGUAGCAUCACUAGGCCAAAUACCAGACUCCUUUCUCCCGCGCCCAGCAAUGUCUGUCCAGCAACCGAACCCCUCGGCCCCCAAUUUCCCGACAACUUCUGCUCGAUUCCCAACCUCCCACUCUAGCACGGACCUUCACUCCCAAAACCACCACCCACAAGGACAAGGACAUGGACAACCUGCAACUGCAGCGGCGUCGCCAAUACCAGACGCGAAUAUAAGCCGCUCUGCCUCCCUUUCUAAUACCCAGGCCAUGCACCACGUGCCCGCCCAAACCCCUGGCCCAUUCGCACAAGCGAAAGUACAAGGGUCCGCCGCUCCUUUCCCCACGGGCCCCUUAACAGCUGCUGGCACCGUACCUGAACAAGGGAUAUUCCCGGGAAUAGUGCACGCACACGUACGCCGUGGCACGGACCUAGGUAGCGGAGAGGCUGCUGUUGACGGCGCGGAUGGAGACGGUCCUCAUCAACACCAACACCAACAUGACCAACACCAACAGCAGGAGCAAGAUCUGGGUAAAGCGAACGGGAAGAAAACGAAUGUAUUUGAUGUCGGGAAUGGCGACGAGGAUGAGGAUGAGGAUGACGACGAUGAAGAUGGGGAGGACAGAGAGAAGGACUGGACGUGGGGGCCGGAUGGGGUUGCUGAGGAAGAGAGGUAUUAUCAUGACGACCACCACCACGAUGACGAUGAUGAUAGCGCGCUUCCCUGGGUAUAGAUUCAUAGAUGGAUAGAUGGAUCGAUGGAAUGGAAUGGAAUCCGAUGGUGUAGUAUGAUGGUGAUAUGAUUAUUUUUUUUGGUGAUUUUGGUAUAGUUUAUUAUAAAUUGGACUGGGAUUUAAGACUUGGUGAAUCGAAGGGGAGGGAUGGGGAUUUUCUGUCAUAUUCGAUUUUAUUUGGGGGCUUGCACUUCACCUUUCCCCCCUUUCUUAUUUUUUAUUUCUACUUUUGUUCAAGGUCAGGACGCCCCUAUAGGCUUCCCACUUGCCCUCUAUAUUUCCGUUGUUAACCCAGACCCAUUUUAUGGUUCAUGUUUUCAAAACACGCCGGUUCCCCCAUCCCCCUCUCCCACCCGCGGAGCGCUCUUGUUCUAAUCUUGUUCGAUUUUCAACAAUCUUCCAGAGAGGAGUCAGGGAAGGGGGAUGGAUACAAGGGGUGGAAGCUGGCUGAUUUGAUGGAAGCUAACGUGCAAAACUUUAGACCAGUGUUGUUGACUUUGUAAAGUCCUCGGGACCUUUGAAUGACAUAUAUGGAAUUUUUUUUUUUCUUCCCCUUCCCUUUCCAAAGCAACAGGCUCUGGGAGUGCAUGUCAGAGGAGAAACUCUACCAUGAACAGAGAAAUAUGAAUGAUUCUCGAUGCAGGCCGCAUAUAUAUGUACAAGAAAAGUAGAUGGUAAUUCAAUAGUGCGGAUAGAUUGAAGGAAAGGAAACAAACAAAUAUAUAAAUACCCCCAACUCACUCGCUCAGCUUUAGCUGACUAACUCUGUAUAAUUGCGCAAGUGCGGAAGGAAAAUGGAACACAUGCAAUGGGAAAAAAGAACUCAUCCCAUGAAAGAAGCAUCUAUCUAGCCGCCCACAAGAAAAAAAUAAAGAAAAAAGAGAAAAAAAACUGGCAAUUACAUAGACAUUGUAUUCUUUCAAAGAGGAAGCAACGGAAGAACAGGA